AUGUCUCAAAAUGAUGGCGGAGCCUUAAAAAUCGAGGAAGCGAAGCCUACCGCGCCGCCCGUGAAAGAACAAUUACCUGGAAUUCAGUAUUGCAUUAAUAGUCCACCUCCAUGGCGUGAAGCAGUGAUAUUAGGGUUUCAGCAUUACCUUCUGACUCUUGGCAUUACUGUUUUGAUUCCAACUAUAAUUGUUCCUCAAAUGGGUGGAGGAAAUGUUGAGAAGGCCAAGGUGAUACAGUCCCUUCUGUUUGUUUCUGGACUAAACACCUUCCUUCAAUCUUUAUUCGGAACUCGAUUACCGAUUGUAGUUGUUGGUUCAUACACUUACAUAAUACCUAUACUUUCUAUUGUUCAAGCUAGCAGAUAUAAUGCAUAUUCAGAUCCUUAUGAGAGGUUUACUAUGACAAUGAGAGGGAUUCAAGGUGCUUUGAUCAUAAGUUCGAGUUUCCAAAUCGCUAUUGGAUUUUUCGGGUUUUGGAGGAAUGCUGUAAGGUUCCUUAGUCCACUUUCUGUUGUUCCAUAUGUAACAUUCACUGGACUUGGUCUAUAUCAACUUGGUUUCCCAAUGCUUGCGAACUGUGUCGAAAUCGGGCUUCCUGCGUUAAUUAUAAUGGUUUUCAUCUCACAGUAUCUUCAUCGGUAUAUUAGCACCGUGAGGCCUAUACAUGACCGAUACGCAGUGCUAUUUACCGUUGCAAUUGCAUGGUUAUUUGCACAGCUUUUAACUACUUCCACUGCAUAUAACCACAAGUCAGAAAGUACACAGAAUAGCUGCCGCACGGAUCGUGCUGGACUCAUUACUUCCGCGAAAUGGGUGUAUCUUCCUUACCCUUUUCAAUGGGGGCCUCCUACUUUCAAUGUUCUUGAAGCUUUUCCUAUGAUGGCUGCUUCUAUAGUUUCUCUUUUUGAGUUUUCUGGUACAUCCUAUGCUGCUGCAAGAUAUGGAAGUGCCACGCCCGUGCCACCUUCGAUUAUAAGCCGCGGAGCUGGUUGGGUGGGAGUAGGUGCUUUUCUCAGUGCUAUAUUUGGCUGUGUAACCGGAACUACAGCAUCUGCGGAAAAUGCUGGUUUACUAGCAUUAACAAAAGUAGGAAGCAGAAGAGUAAUUCAAAUAUCAUCUGGCUUUAUGAUUUUCUUCUCUAUAUUCGGUAAAUUUGGAGCAGUUUUUGCAUCUGUUCCUUUCCCUAUCAUAGCAGCAUUAUAUUGCGUAUUAUUCGGCUAUGUGUCUUCUGCUGGUCUUGGUUUUCUCCAAUUCUGUAACCUUAACAGUUUCCGAACCAAAUUCGUGUUAGGCUUCUCAUUCUUCUUAGGAAUCUCCAUACCACAAUAUUUCUCACAAUAUUUUUAUGUCAAACAUGAACAAGGAAGUCCUAGAUGGUUAUGUGAUAUCGUAAGUGUGAUCUUCAUGUCACAUGUAACGGUUGCUGCGUUGGUUGCUCUAAUUUUGGAUCUCACGCUUUCUGGCGACGAUGAUGCAGCGAAAAAUGACAGUAGUUUGAAAUGGUGGGAGAAGUUUAGCUUGUAUAGUUCAGAUGUUAGAAAUGAUGAGUUCUAUUCUUUACCUUGCAGACUCAAUGAGCUUUUCCCAUCACUUUAA
Vicia villosa (hairy vetch) is the source of this 1596-nucleotide messenger RNA. Its product is annotated as putative nucleobase-ascorbate transporter 10. The record is from RefSeq and is a predicted model, not a curated record. The coding region runs from base 1 to 1596 and encodes 531 amino acids. Gene Ontology annotation, cellular component: membrane. Gene Ontology annotation, molecular function: transmembrane transporter activity. Gene Ontology annotation, biological process: transmembrane transport. The transcript has 14 exons. NCBI's taxonomy places the organism in Eukaryota, Viridiplantae, Streptophyta, Magnoliopsida, Fabales, Fabaceae.